This is a messenger RNA of Rotaria sp. Silwood2, 387 nucleotides long. NCBI's taxonomy places the organism in Eukaryota, Metazoa, Rotifera, Eurotatoria, Philodinida, Philodinidae. The record is from the annotation of a GenBank genome assembly.
AUGCAAGCAUUAAUAUUCUCAAUAGUUUUGGUAUGCGUUAUUCUUUCAUGUGUACCAGCAAGAUCAGUAGAAAAUACUGAACCUAUUUCGAAAGUAUCAAGAAAAGAUACUAUUGGUGAAUCAUUAAAUUAUGCAAAUUUGUUAAAAUUUUUGAAAAAUCGAGAAACAAAACUUUAUGAAAAUAAUGAUGACGACAGCAGUAGCGAUCAAAGUAAUGAUGACGACAACUCUAGUGACCAAAGCAUUGAUGACAUGCCACGUAAAAGAGAACAAUUAAGGUCAGCAAAUCGACGAUUCCUUAUUUUUACUAAUCAACAUGCAAGUCGUCGAGCUCGACCAUUUUAUAAUUAUGGACGAAAAUCUCAUUGGGAUACAUUUUUUGGAUAA